Messenger RNA from Porites evermanni, 14261 nucleotides. NCBI's taxonomy places the organism in Eukaryota, Metazoa, Cnidaria, Anthozoa, Scleractinia, Poritidae. The record is from the annotation of a GenBank genome assembly.
AUGGAGGACGAUGCGGUUCCUACGAUUGAGGAACUCAAAAAGCUUAAAGUUGUGGAUUUAAAGGCACGGCUAGCAUCCCUUGGACUUCAAACAUCAGGUAGUUUUGAUAAGUAUUUAUUCCACCUAUUUUAAAUGAACUUCUCAGUUAUAUGACACUUUGUUUGGAAGCAAAAGUGUUCAUUUUGUCUGUUUUCCACGUGCACUUUACAGUUAGUUUACGCUGUAUCGUUUUAGGUUAAUAGUUUUACACUUGUUUUGUUUUAUAGGUCUUAAGGCGGAACUAGUGGCGAGACUUCAUAGUUACUUUUUGUCGGUAGGUUGUGACUACAAAAGUGCAAUGUCUGCAGAAUUUAAUAAAAUAAGGCCGCCCCACUCAUGUGCUGAAACUCGUUUGAUAAAAUUCGACUUAAAGCAGCAACGUAUUCAAUCAGCAUUUUUAUUUUUUUUUUAUUUUUUAUUUUUAUUUUUAUUUUUUUAUUAACAGAGAUCUUUAUUACCACUACAUCACUUACAACACUUUCACUACAAAAUUUAAGGUUACAAAAAAUUACAAUUAAGAAUUAAGAUUCCUGGAGAAAACAUUACAUCACUUACAACAUAAAAACGAAAAUUACCUUUUAUGAAACAAAUUAAAGGCAUUGCCUGUGAAGUUCUUUUAACUCCAACGAUGGGUAGAAUGUGAGAUUAAAGUUGUUGUUGGUCAGUAUCACUCCGACGGCGUUGCUAGGUUAACUCUUUGCCUCUUCCAUUUCAUGGCGUAGUUUUGCUAGUUCUUCUGUUCCUACGAUUCUGUGACGGCCAUUGGCAUCGACAUAUUUGAGUAUUGCAGGAUAUGCGAUGUAGACUUUCCGGUCGUCUCCGAGUUUCUUCUUUAGAAACUUUCUGUAGGGCACGAGCUCUUGCCUCCGCCGUUGGGUUUUUUUGGCGAAAUCCUCACUUAUACCGAUGGCAUUUCCGUUUAACGGGUUAUCCUUUAGACGAGCGGCGGCAUUCCUUAGUACCUUCAUCUUAUCCGUGUAUCGAAGAAAAGCGACGUGCAUUGGUCUGGGACCCUUUUCACCAGCAGAAGGCGUUUUGCUUGGCGUGCGGUGUGCCCUCUCCAGCUCAACAUGGCCACAUAACGUUUCAAGGCCCAUAUGCUGCGUAAUAAAAUCCUGUACAAAAGAGAUGCAAUCUCCUUUUUCGGCUUUCUCUGGUAUAUUGUAGAAGACUAAGUUGUUCCUUCUUGACCUGUUUUGUAAUUCUUCGAUUUCAUCCUUCAGCGCAUCGACAGUGGCGUUAUCUGCUUUUGAGUCUAAAUCCGUUUUUACCUUCUGCAGUUCUGCUGUCAUAGAGUUAAGUCCUCUUUCCAUGUCACCAACGGUAUUUUCAAUCUUCAGCAGUCUUCCGUUUAUUUGUUCAAGCACGUCUAGCUUCUUUAGCUUUUCGUGUAUGCUUUCCAAGAUGGCGGCGCCGGCCUCAUGUUUAUGUGGUGGCGUUCUUUCAUCUUCACUGCUUAAGCAUGCCACUUGUCUCGCUCGCUUUUCGUUGGGCAUAACGGAAAGGAAAAGCAAAGAUUUUCUAAAUAGUUUGAGGCUGAUUUGGCUAAUUUCCUGAAACUGAUAUAGUGAAACGGCAAGGCAGCGUCGGAGCGACAAAAAAACACGACUACUCCAUUUGGCGCCCAGUCCCACGUCCUUAUUCAAUCAGCAUACUUAGUUCUCACUUCAGUUAGUCUAAAUUAAGUAAAAAGUUUCAAAUCUGUGGAUAAGAUUACAUGACAGAACAUUACCUAUUGUGUAUCAAACUAAAAGUGAACAACAAUGCCAGACUGAUUAACAAGCAACUCUGCCUUAACUACAGAAUACAGGGCAAAUUUUCUAGGUAUAUUCUUUGGGGUGGCUCAGCAUCAGUGAUGAGCCACUGAGCCAUCAAGCCACUAACCCACAUAACCUCACCCGACGAACCACUGAACCGCUAAAAUAUAUACCUUUCUUGCAUGUUCUUUAAGGUGCUAACCUCUACUGAGGGCCAUUGAUCCACUGAGCCACUAAAAUAUAACUUAUACUGUUACUUGUUCUUUAAAUUUCAUACUCUGAUAUCUUUUUUAUGUUUGUCUUAUACUUAUACGUCUUAUAUUUUUCUCAUUCUUUGAACACUUGUCAUGGCUAGCAAGCCACCCAGCUACUUCUUUUAGAGACUUUAAAAUAUGGCCCGAUAUUCUGUAGUUGCACCGCAACUCUUUGCCCCUAGGUCAAACCAAGUUCAUCAGUUAGAUUUGGAGCAUGAGCGGGCACAGUUGACUUGUUAGAAUGGUGUGAAUGAUGAGUAACAAUAUUGAGAUUCUCUCUGCAGUAUCCAUGAAUAUCUACAUGAGAUUUCUGACACACCAGCAUUAUUGAUUAUUUUACCAAAAAUAUUGGUACAUGGCUACUUUUGUUUAUUUUCACUGUAAUUGUUGCUUGCAUUUUUUUUUCUAGCUCCAAAAUACCCAGCAGUUAGUUCAAGAUGAAGAAAGUACAGAUCAUGAAGGUUUGUUUUCUAAAAUGCUUUGGUAUCUAAAAUGCUGUAUAAAUUUUGACAUUACAUCUCACGCAGUACUUUAAUCACUAAAGUGGUUAAUUCAUUGUAAUGUAUUGGUACUAAUAUCUAAAAAAUCUAAAGCACUUGCUUUGCAUUGAACAGUUGGUGAAUGUAGAACUCUAGGCCAACAACUUAUUGUCUACAGUGUUGUUUGGAUUUCAAUCAUGUAUCUUUUGUGAGAAAAGGUGUUUAGCACAUAUGCUUUAAUCACUGCUAGCAUUUUUUUUUUAAGAUUUGAAUUUUGAGAUUUCUUUAAAUUAUUAUAUUAUAUUAUUAAUGGUACAUUAUUUUAUUAGAGUUUGUUUAGAAUACACUAGUUUUUUUUCCUUUUGUAUCAGAACCUGGGUAUCCAUCUCAACCUGAGCCUAGCUCCACACAAUCAGCAUCCGUCAGUGAUGAAAAAGAACAAGUUAAACCUCAGACAAUUCCAGCAACAGAAACCCCUGCUCCAUUUUAUCAGUUGGAACAACAUUAUCCUGUGGUAGUCAUGAAAACAGAGGAUGCACCACUUACUGCUCAUGUACCAGUACUAAUACCCGAAGAAAAACCUGCUAUACAACAAACUGCCACAGGUAGUGAAAUGCCUGUUUUGCGUGAAGAGCCUGGUUAUCAACCACAACGUCCAGAUGUAGAUGUUGCAGAUCAGCAAAUUGAAGUUCAUAAUGUUGAUGAAGGUGAUCAAGCACAGAACAUUGUACAUUCUCAGGAGGAAAGGGACAAUGAAGAUUUACCCGAACCAGGAAAUGCAAGUGAACAAAUGCAUGAGCCAGCUCAAGAGGACAUUUCUGAGACUCCUGUUACUGAGCAGCAAGUCAUUGCCCCUGAGUUGAAGGACAAUCUCCCAGCACAAGUUUCCUGGACACAGGAGACUACACUAGUAGGUGUGCAAGAAACUGAUGAAUUUUACAUUUCAGAGGAACAAGACAUUCCACAAGCAAACACUGCUUAUGCUGGGGAAUAUCGUGAAGAAUCCCAUGAUGGUGAUAUUCUGGUGUCGUCAGAAACCCGUGAGCCAUGGGUUAUGGUUGAUUAUCCUCCAGCAGAAGAAGUAAAGGAAAACCGUUUUCUGCCUCAGGACAAUUUGUCUGCUCCUGAACAUGUGCAAAUGGAAACAACAAAUGACCAAUUUAUGCAGGAAAUACAACAACCACAAAUGCCAGAAGAAGCUGAACGCGAGUACCAUAAUGAAGUUGAAGGUGUAGAAAAUGAAGAGGUUGAUGAAACACCAGUUGUUGAGGUACAUGUACAUUCAUGAAUUUGUAAUCAAACUUUGUUUUCACUUCUUACGGGAAUGCAAGUUGAAGAUAGUGUUUCCCCAUAUACCGGUAUCAUGCCAAUUGCUUCCGAAAAACACAAAGUCACUUAUAGUUUUUUUGUAGUAUUGUAAAUAAUUAUUGGUAGCAAAUUAUUCUUAUUGGGUCUAGUUUUUUGUUGACAUCUUAAUGUGUCUUUCCUUUUGUUUAAUGAUUACUUUGAUUAAUCUGUGUUUCAUUUUAGAGCAAAGAAAAAAAGAAAAAAAAGAAGAAGAAGAAGCGAAGGAAGAGGAUAGAGGUGAGAGAGAAUGGAAGGAUCUUAAACCCUAAUGUGUACUGUAGUAUGUUUUAAAAGUUCAUUAAAAGGCUUCAAAGGUCCUUAUUUUUUACAACAAUUCAUUAAAUAGGAUACAGAAUCUGUUUCUUUGUGUUAAUCAUGUUACUGUCCUUCAUUUUUACAUUUUAGACUAAUUACUGAAUUUAACUCCUGCAGGUUCUUGUUUCCAUUUAACUUUUUAUUACAGAAUAAUCUUUAAAGUUCAUUUAACAUGAACACAGUAUAAAUGCCACAGUUUACAAUGUCCCUGUCAUCUUGGCAAGUUCUAGACAUCUUGGGAAACUGUGCUUGAUGGCUUUACCCACAUUGUAAUUUACAGUAGUUUUUUCUUGCCCGUAGUUUGUUCAAGAACAGCCACAUGAUGUUGAAGAAACUGAUGAUGUUGAGGUGGAAUAUGUGACUGAAUCCCUUAGUCCACAUGAUCCUAACUACAGAGCUUUUGCUAAGAUAUUUGAGGCAUUCAAGGUAAUGAAUUUUAUAAACUCCAUAGUUUUAUCCUUGUGAUUUUAUUCUGGUCAUAUAGGGAUAAAAUUUAGUGGCAUUUUCUGGUUAGGACAGCCUACUUCACACAGUACGUUUCUCACAAACUGUGCAUGUAAUCUGCCUCUGCAAGUUACUGUGACUUAAAAAGCAAUGGUUUCUUAACUUUCAAUUUCCAGCCGGUUUUUUAGCCCCGAUGGUGUUUGCAAUUUGUUACCAGGCUGGACCGUAAUAAUUUCCCAUAAUACAAUUUUAACUGGUUAUUUUGUGUUGAUUCUCUGUACCACAGUUAACCGACCCUGUCAAAGAAGAUGCAACACAGAAAAAGGCUGACCAAAAAGAAGAAACUGUGAGUAAAAAUUUUUUGUUGUUGGCCUGCUUCAAGUUAAUCAACCACUUCCAAAUCAAUGUCUAACUACGAAGACUCAAUAGUCUAUGGUCCCUUUGAAAGGAUUAAUCAAUUAAUACUGAAUCAAAUCAUCUUUCAUGGAAAGCACAAUCAAAUCCAUCCAAACCCCUUGCAUGGCAAUGGGUGGAUUGGGGCAGUUGGAGAAUCAGUGGGAAGACAGGUACAUAAAAACUGAUAUGAGUAGUCCAUGUUGAAUAAAACUUUUAUGAGUGUUGUGAAGUUACUGCCCUGUAUAGCUUUGUGCAGGAAAUUCACAGUCACAAAAAAAGAAAAGAAACCAAUGACUGUACACCAACAUAGAAAAUAUUACAGGGCAAAAUUGAAUGCAGAGGUUGAUUGUCAAUCUCCUUUGUCUCUAAUUCAUGAAUAAGGGCUAGGAGACCAAGGAAAUUGAGAAUCAACCCAGGUUAAAAAUUUUUGACCUGAAAUUAACUUUGACCUGUAACAUACUGUUUAUGUAUUUGUAAAGAUAGAAAACCAACUAAGCAAAACUGAGGUAGAAACUGUUAAGGAUAGAUUUUUAUUCUUUACAUAUUCCUUCACAUAUUCACAGUUGAGGGUAUCUGUUACAGGUGGCAGCAAAGAAAACUGAAGCAAAAGAUCAUAGUAUGGAUAAAGAUGAUGAUGAUGAUGAUGAUGAUGAUGAUGAAGAUAUAGUGGUAAGACAAACAUGUAUCUGAUAUUUCAAUCAAUUCUUUACAUGUAUUUUUCACAAAUGUCUUUUUACGGAUUUAUCAGUUUCUUGACAGAUAUUAUUCAUCAUGGUUAUUGUGCAUAAAAGGUUUCAUUUUAUCAUUUGUCUCUGUCAUUUGUGUAUAGAGGGUUUCGAUUAUCAUUUGAGAUGUUGAGGUGCUUUUGUUUUUUGGUCUUGGCAGAAAAAAUCUGAAGAUGAUCAACCUAAGCUCUCCAAGAAGAAACUAAGAAAAAUGAACAGGCUUAGUGUGGCUGAACUAAAACAGGUUUGUGUUGUUUUGUUUGGAAAGCUUUAUGUUGUAAAAGCAUUGUUUGAUUGUGAUUUUAUCAAGAAAGAGGAAUAAUCCAUGAUUGGAUUAGUGGCUGCAUAAAUGACAACACGACAUCCUUUUUUGCUGCUUGUAUUUCUUUCAUUCAUGUGCUUUUGAAUAUUUUAUUAUAAAUGCUACUGUUAUUUUGUUUAGUUGGUUCCAAGACCCGAUGUGGUGGAAAUGCAUGAUGUAACUGCUCAGGAUCCUAAAUUCCUUGUAUUUUUAAAGGUAAGACAGUUAAGAUGUUUUUAUUUUAAUUGGUGCCAUUGUUGAUAUGAAGGUAGACAGUUCAUGUUUAAUCUCUGACAAUAAAAAUAGACAUUCUGCACUAAGGUCUCCACUAUAUAUAAAUUCUCUCUCUAGUUUUCUCUUAGAAAAGGGUUGAUCGAUUACUUGUAAGAGUGAGUCAACAGGUGGCCCACGAAUCUUAAAUUCUACAACAAGACUCCGGCUCCUAGGCUGUAGAUGAGUGUUACUACUUCUCAUGUGCUGAUUAUAGUCCUACUGUUUUCUUCUUGAGUGUAUAUUGUCCUUAUAUUUCCUUAGUUACUUUUGUUGAACCCUACAAUAAUUUUAUUUAUGUUUUCUUCAAAGGGGAUUUCUUUAAAUUGCCUUUACUAUUUUGAUUUGCCUUUGACUGCUCCCACACUUUGAGAUUCACUUUGCAUUUGUUGUUAAGUGAAAGCAUUAUCUGUGGGAAGAGCACAUUAAACUGACACAACUCAUUCCUAGGAGAACAGAAUACUCACUGAGCUCGUAGAUUACAGUGUCAGCACAUUUCCCUUAAUUGUUCACACUUUGUUGGCAGGCUACAUGUAGAUAUUUUUUUGAUGACUGUUACAUUCUCUCUUAUUGCCUUCAUUCCAGUCAUGUCGUAAUACUGUCCCAGUCCCCAGACAUUGGUGCUUCAAAAGAAAAUACCUUCAGGUACUGCACUUUAGUUUCUUACCCUAAGAUACUUUUUGAAUAAUACCUUUUCUUAACAAGUUCUUAUAGAGUUUGAACAUGGCUUGUGCCAACAAUAAACUUUUUGGUAUGAUACUCAUUGGUAAGUUACUUUGUUCAAAAACCAACAUGGUAGUUUUGAACAAGUAGACCUGUUAAGGAAAAUACAUUUUGCCAUGGUUCUCCAUCUACACUUUUAACAAGGUUAACAACUGCAUCGCUAAAAUGGAGGUUGGGUGUCUGAAGUAUCCAGGGGCUUCCACUAUUGGCAGCCAGCCCCUAGAUUGAAAUAAUGCCCCCAUGACUGGCACAACAGUGCAACCCAGCCAUGAGCCCCCACACCAAAGGAAAGGAACAGGCACCCGUCACACUGAAAAAACGUCAGUGGAGAAAAACCCAACAAGCCUAGGGGGAGGGCGGGAGGGAAGAAAAUGGCCCUACAGAACCCAGCACGAAGGGAAAACUGAACGCGCCAAGGAAUCACAUGAUCGAUGUAGCCAGCCACCGGGCAUGCGCAUGCCAAAGACCGCUGACCUAGGCACCCAGGCGCUCUUAGUUGUUAACUCCUUUAAAUUGUAUUUAAAUGCAUCAAAUUCUUGACAGGGAAAACUGUUUAUUGUUAGGAAAUAAAUGAGCAAUGUAUUGGCUGCGUACAUUUACCUUUCAAUACAAAUGUAAAUUAACGUUUGCAGAAGAAACUUUCAUUAGACUGGCCAAUACCAGAUGCAUGUCUUACUUUCUGUACAAUCAAUUAUCAUUUGUUUGUUCAGUUCCUUGCAUCUGAAAAAUAAACAUUUGCAUGUAUCUCUACUUGCAGAAUAAAUAUGCUCAGUUAUUCCUGCAACUUACAAUACCUGCACAUGUAUUUCAGUAAGAUCAGACCUACCUGUAUAUGAUCAAAUCCUCUCAACUGAAAUAGUAAUUUUUCUAGUCAAAGUUGACCUUGCUAUUGGAGAUGUUAUUAUUCUUAUGCCUUACAUGUUGUCAUUUUUCACCAUCUUUAAGGGUAAAAGAGGUAUUGUGAAGCCACCAUUUGAACUGCCUGAGUUCAUCAAGGUUUGAUUAAGAUCAUAUUUUCAGAACUGAAUUUUGUUAUUGUAAUAAGUUUACAGAUACCUGUACCUAUAUAUUUUUUUAAUGGUAUUUGAGUGGAAUGGAAAUUUGUUUUUGUUAUCUGGAUGACAUGAUUCCAACUCCCAUUAGAAUCACAAUUUUUGUCUCUCCUGCUAACUUAUGAAUCAGAUAUGAUGAAAAAUAAACCGUAAAAUUUGUAAAUUAUUUUGCUUGAAAACGUUGGAUGUGAUGCAUCCAUUCAAAGAAAAAAACUACAUUUAGCAAGGGACAAACCAUAUAAUUGCUAUUAUGGUAACUGUCUUAGCAUUUUUUAUCUUCAAAUUUGUUUAUGUAGACCCAAAAUACAUUGUCUCUAACCUGUGUGUAUUUUUCCUUUUUUUAGAGAACUGGAAUCAUGGAAAUGAGGGAAGCAAUGCAGGAAAAGGUAUCUUGGGUAUUUCACCAGAGAGACACAAGAGGAUCCUCCACUGGCCCGCUGAUAUGCUAAAGUUCAUUGACCUCAUAAUGUCGAUGCUUAAAAUUACCACAAAAUGUCCCCUCAGUACCAAAACUGCUGCUCAGUUUCCUUAGUCAGAAGAGAAAUUUUGCAAAUAAGCCAUGAACAUUACAUUCUUCCUUUUCUCAACUUUCACUGUGACAGUAAGUUAGUAAUGUUUACUUUUGUCUAGUUGAUUAUCAUGUAGCUCAUACAUUUGUUUUUGUUGGUGAUCACAGGAAGACCAAAAGACCAUGAAAGCAAAGAUGAGAGAAAAGGUAGGAUAAAUAAUAUUCAAAUGUGGUGGUUUUAUUAUUUUUUUUCCACUAGCAAAAAUUAAUGGUGACACAGUGUAUUUUUCCAUGCAGGAAUCACAGUAUUACUUUCUCUUGCAUUUGAUUUUAGGUCAGACCAAAGAUGGGAAAGAUUGACAUUGACUAUCAGAAGCUUCAUGAUGCUUUUUUCAAGUGAGUAUUUUUUCUCAUCUUUAACCUGUUGUUAUAGCUUGUUGGGUAAUAGCCAGCAUCAAGGCUUUCAUUAUAUAUGGUCUUCUCUUGAUAGUUCACCUUAUACUUCACUCCAAGGAUAGCCAAGCAUAGACAAGAAGGCUUAGUCUAAGAACACAGUCCUUUAAUGUUUUGUGAAUGUAAUGGUUGUGAUCUCUUUUUGUAGAUGGCAAACAAAGCCUAAGAUGUUAAUACAUGGGGAACUUUAUUAUGAGGUGAGCUAGGAUUUGUACUCAAUGUUUUUUAUUGCAUAUUCAAUAAAAUCAUAGGUUACAAACACAGCUGUUUCUCACCACUUGCUCUCCACCACUUGGACAUAUUGUGGGAGUGAUAACAGAGGUUACUGUAUUCAUAAUCUUCACUUUCAAUUGAAUCUUCUUUAGGGAAGGGAAGGUUGUGAGCUUAAAGCAAGGUUUCAAGAAAAAUAACAAGCAAAGGAAAGUCCUGAUCCUAAUUCCUCUUUUUUUUAAUCAGGGAAAGGAGUUUGAGACAAAAUUGAAAGAGAAGAAGCCAGGAGACUUGUCAGAUGAGCUCCGGACAGCCCUUGGGAUGCCAAUUGGCCCCAAUAAUCAGCUAGUUCCGCCCCCAUGGUUAAUUGCCAUGCAAAGAUAUGGACCUCCGCCAUCAUACCCCAGCUUAAAAAUCCCUGGAUUAAAUGCACCUAUUCCUGAGGUAAGGAUGGAAAAGCGUAAAUGUGUUCAUUUGUCGUUCAAUUUGUUUUUUAUUUUAUUGGCUUUUGAUAGGAAGAAACUUGGUGUCGUGAUCAAAACUGCAAUACUGAAAUGCUGUACUAAAACACACACUAUAUCAACUCCAUAUCUCUCUCUUGUUCUAUUGAUAGUGGCAUCACAUUACAGAUGCUAAUAGUUCCUCUGCAUAUGACACUUAAUUGCAAGCCUCGGGUAGUUUAAGUGAAAAAAAGUUCUGGUACAAAAGCAGAGCACGUGUCGGAUGUGGAUCAAUUUAGGUUUUUGGAUAUGUGAGCACCUACCCCUCCCCUAAGUUAAAAUUUUGCCCUAAGUGAGGAGUAAGUGUUUAUGUUGACUUAUGGGAGGUCAGUCAUGUUUCAAACUGUUGUUGAAACUUUUUGUCAAAGACGAUGAAAGUUUGUGUACUGUAAAAUAAUUUUGUAUACAACUUGAUGUUUCCAGGAAUAUUUGUUAAAUGGUUGUUUUUUUGCAUUUAAGAUACAAUUACCCAUGUCUUGGCUCCCCAUGUUAUUAGAUUGCACAAAUCGCAGCCUUGAUAUUUUUUGCUAUCCUCCUCAGUAUAGUUUUCCAAUGAAUUAUUACUGUUUAACAUGGACCCUGUGUUUGUAUGCUGUAUUGUUUGCUGCAGGGUGCAUCAUUUGGUUACCAUGCAGGUGGGUGGGGUAAGCCUCCUGUGGAUGAACAAGGCAAGCCACUGUAUGGUGAUGUGUUCGGUAUCCAGCAGCAGGAGGCUCCUGUGGUGGAGGAAGAUGAACAGAUUGAGAACCAACCCUGGGGCGAGCUGGAAUCUGAGUCAGAAGAGGAAUCCGAGUCAGAGGUAUCCGAUGGGUGGGGAGGGAACGGAAACAUGAAUCACCUGUGAUCACAUAGGUGGGGAGGGAAAGGAAGCAUGAAUUGCAUCCUUUAGAAGCUGUCAUGAUGGGGAGAGGGCCAGGCAGCACCUUUCAGUUGUAGGCCUGCAAAUGAGCCUUAUUUUUUACUUAAUAGCGGACAUUUCAUGUUAGCUCAUGUUAGUUUUUUAUCCAACCAGGGCACAAUCUAGGUGAACCACUAGGACUAGGACAAAUCUCUCAAGAACUUUGAAAAAAAACCUCAGUACAGUUUAUUUAUUUUUUCAAUUAAAGGAAGAAUCCGAAGAGGAGGAAGAUCAAACAGGUCUCAUUACACCAGCUGAUACGUAAGUUUGUCAGUCUCCGUUACCGAUUUCAGUUCGUCUAGUGUUAACGUGUUUAAACAAUAAUUUGACUUGUUUACAGGGCGAUAACCCAAUAAUUCCUCACGGUCAUAAAGUAUGAGCCAUUUUCAGUACUUUUAAGGAGAGAGUAUUAAUAGCUGCAUUUAAGACAAUGGGUCCAUCAUACAAUCAAAUAAUUUUAGGAAACUUUGAAAACCGAUCAAGGAAAUGACGUAAUUCAAAAAUUAAUAACUUUUUGCUGUAGUGAAACCGAAUAACGCAAAAAAAAAAUAUAGGAGAGCAAGAUAGCUCAUUCUCACUUGAGGAAAGCGAAAAGGGGAUCUAAAAACCAAACUCUUUCUUAUCGUGUUAUUGGCUGAUUAGCGCCUGUCUUAGAUUUCUUCCCGAGCGUCUUCUUAGUGACUAAUUCACGUUAGAAGUUUCGCCGUGCUCUCUGUUAAUCUGUUUCAAUCUGUUCUUUGUUUUGUCAUUUUGUAGUGGACUUAUCACCCCGAGCGGUUUGACAUCCAUUCCAGCUGGUAUGGAAACACCAGACAUGAUUGAACUACGUAAACGAAAGAACAUCGAGGAAGCCAUGGAGGUUGGUGCUGAACAGCAACCGCUGUACACCGUGUUACAGGAAAAGAGAAUCAGCGUGGGCGCUGCUAUGAUGGGAUCUGCGCAUGUGUACGACAUGACGUCGGUAAAUAUUAGUUUAACAAGUGCUGUUGUUCAUCGCUGGUUACUUUGAAAUGUAAAUACAGUGUAGACUUUCGUUUUAUCGAAAGAUUGACCGUUGAUCAUUGUCAUUAGUUUUUAUUCUCUGAGCAAAACAGUUUACUGUUUUUUUUCUGCUUUAUAGGCAGCUGCAGGUGUUCAAAGAAAAGUAAGUUCUGUCAUUGACUGCACGUAUUUCUAACGUGGAUCACGUGCGUUGUAACUUCUUACAUUAUUAUGACCAACCAUCUAACUCCUUUUUUGUUACCAGGCUGGAGCGCCUCUGGCUGAGGGUGUCGAGGUGGCACUGGACCCCAGUGAGCUGGAGCUGGACCCGGCGGCUAUGCAGGCCAGGUUAGCAGUUAAACGUUUUUAUUUGCUGAGAGCACGAAGUUGUCAUUUGACUGUCUAAUUUGGUUUGCUGAGCCUGAUGAUUGGUUCACAGAUCUCACGCCAUUUUUCAGCCAAUCACAAUCAACUUUGACUCGCUAGCAAGCUCCUUUUCUCUGAAUUCUGGUUAGGUCAGUUCUUUGGCAGGGUGUACGAUUAAUAUUCGCGAUUUGUACUUACUUAUUUUUGUCGUGUUUUUCAGAUACGAGGAGCAGCUUAAAGAAAGAGAAAGCCAAUUACAAAAAGAAGACCUGAGCGAUAUGGUGGCGGAACAUGCAGCUAAACAAAAGGUUAGCGACUUUUUCUAAUUUAUAACCUCAGUCUUAACGCGUCCAGAAUGGGUAGUUUUGGAUGGCGAGGUCUGUGCGUGGCAAAUAUUAAGCGCACGAACAAUUUUCUGUAUUUGUAUUUGUGACACUCACGGGAAAACGGGUCUUAUGAAUUUUCACCAUAAGCGUAAAAAAAAAAAAAACCACGGUCACGGGGCAUGAAAUACAAAUUUCACGACGUGAAUUCAAAUUUUUACGCCGUGUUCACUCAAGUUCAAGAUCAUUUUAAUGAAAUGGAUUUGCCUCUUUACAACUGCCUCCGUUUGUACAAUUUCAACUUGGGUUGAACUGAGCUACUGAAGUUGGUAAGUAAGUAAAUAAAUGAAUAAUCAAAGUAGAUAAAUAAAUAACUAACUAAAGAUUUAGUGGUAGGCCAUCCACUAAGGUUUUCUUCGUCUACUGUUCUGGCCCCGGUUGUUCAAACGUUGGAUAGCGCUAUCCACCUUUCGAACAACUGGGGCCUGGAUGGAACUGCAAUUUGAAAAUGUUAGUUUUAGAGGGCAGGUGGGGGGCGGCGGAAUACCCAAAGAAAUACCUAUCGUAGCAAGAACCGAGAGAACCAUGAACAACACUCACCCCAGAGUAUGGCUUCUUAUCAGGAACCUGAACCCAGGCCUGACUGAUGGAAGGCGUGUGUUCUGACCCGCACUGUUGCUCCUUUAAUUAUACAGCGCUUGUUAGAGGGUCUGAAUGGGGUUUAGUGAUAAGUGUUAUUUGCCUAUAAUUUUUAGUGUCUGCUGUUAAAGUGGCCAAUUUUUAAUGUUUACCAUUUGCGAACAGAAUACUGUUAAGUGUUUGGAGGGUUCUUCGGACAUCUUGGGCAAUGGUCGGACCUCUAGGUUAGUCUUCGGAAAUCUUCGACAGUCUUCGGGAAUCGUCGGUAGUUUUCGGAAAUCUUCUAAAAAAUCUGGAAUGGUAGUUAAAUGGCCGAAAACUCCUCGAUAUACUAAGCAAAAUAAAAUUGGCCUUUUUGCUGCCGUUUUUCAAAGAAUUUUGUAAUGUUAGUGUUAAAAUGCCUAAAAUUUGACUGUUUCACGUUACAAAGCCAAAAAAUGAAGUGUUUAGUGUUAUUGAGGUACCCCAUUCAGACCCUCUUGUCAAGUUGUCAAUUAUUUCCAGAACUGCUCAAACUGUCUCGAUAUGUGGUCCAACAAAUGUUGAGGCCAAAUUCUGUACCAGUUUUUAUGGGUCUCGAACUGUAUAAAGUGAAUUUUAUCUUUCGUGCUCCACGGUUAAGCAGACUUUGUGCAAAGGAACGAUGGGCUGCAUCCCAUCAAGGCUUUGAUACUGUCUAUACUGGUGUAAUAGAAGGUUUAGGGUAAGGAUUAGACACUGAAAUUGUCAUGUAUUGCUUAUGUAGAAAAACACUGAAAACUCUCAAUAUGUAUUUUUUUUCUGGUUUCACAGAAACGAAAAAAAGCGACAGACAGCGGCAAAUCUGCUAAAAAGUACAAAGAAUUCAAGUUCUGAAGGCAGGGAUGAAACUUGCUUACAACACAUUUGUAUGUAAAUAGCAAUAUACUAAGCUGAGUUCAGAAACUGCCGUGUUGUGAUUACACAAUGCUAUCCUCUUCCUGUAAACCGUACUUCAAAAGCUGUUUGUGUUCACUGUCAAAGCGUCAAGCUAGAUAUUAGGAUUUAUUUUUAACUCCAAUAUGUCAAGAUUCGGGCCUCUUUUAUAUGCGUUGUACUAACGAACUCACUUACAGUCUUUAAAUCGUGCAUGCAGUGAAUAAAAUCCUUUCACAGUUCUUCUGGUUAAAAUGUUCCGAUUGGACUCAUUGUUUUUGUUGGAUUCUAUAAAAUAUGCUGUAAGCACUAUGGAGUAUUUGUUCAUGGUUUAUUUAAGCAAUAGACCACACUUUCUAUGGGUUUACCGGCGUGAUGACCCACGCG